UUUUUGUAAUAUGAUUAAUGUUUGGUUUCUUGUCUUCUCCUUUCUCUCUCUAUACCUUCUCUCUCUUCUCUCCUCAGUUUCCUCCCUUGUUUACCGUAGCCUGACUGGGUUUUUCCGGCAUUGACUCGUUUAAGUACGAUGAGCUGACUCAGUGCCAGAUCGGUGAGUAAGAAAUGAGCGUGGGAUUUUUGGAAGGACAUGUUCAAGCAAUGGGGUAGGCUGGUAGAGGAGGAGAGAGGAUUUGAUUCAAUCUUGAAAAUUUGGUAAUUCACUGGGAAUUUCAGCCAGUGGAAGAAAAAGAUUGCAAUAGACAAGUGAAAGAAUUGAUCGAAGGUUGUAUGGAUUCAAGGAUCAAUUUAGGAGAGGGAUUUUCAGCCCAAGGGAGAGAAUUUGAGUUGAUGGGUUAUUGGGUGCCAGCAACUCCAGAAAAGCCUAUUCCAACAAGAUCUAAUUCCAUGCCAAUUGACAGGCAUGGGAAUCAUCAAUUGGGCAGAGCGAAUUACGGCAGUAUGGCUCAAGAUUUAGGCCAAAUUCACCAACAGGGCAGAAAUGGGAGUUUCGCAGAGAGGAACAGAAUGAUAAAUCACAUUGCAGGGUCCUAUACACAGGCACUGAGUCAGGGGAGUGGAAGUUGGAAUAGUAAUUCAUUUGUUGAUCUUUUGACAAUGAAUUAUGCAGCUCCUUUUGCCUGUCCAGAAACAAGUAUAAAUAGAAGUAUGAGCAUGGUAGGAAUGCCUUUGAUUCCAGAUUUCCAUUCCCAAGUUAACGGCUUGAGAGAAUCCAGCUCAGGAGAAUUGCUAUUCCCCAAUCAAACUCACUGCUCAAGUUCAAACCGGUCAAGUGUCCACUGUAGCUUACUCCAGAUGGCCCAGUACGGACUUCCCAAACCUUACGAUCCCAACCUUGACAUCAAUUCACUACCUAGUAUAGAAGCUGAUGCAGCAUCAACUGCAACCAAUUCAUUUCAAUUCGCACCAGAAACGCCACAACUGACCAAGAAGUUGAAGAACCAGCUCUCUGCAACAGUAAAUUUUCCACAGGAAAAAGGCUCAAGUGAAGGAAUAGACAAACCCCAUGAUUUAGUAGCAUCUGUGGACUAUAUGCCAAAACAGCACAAUUUUGAUGAGCUCUUACACAACAUUGUGGACUCGUCGUAUGCUGUCAUUUCUACACCAUUUGAGGAACCAAAAGAUUCUGGCAAGGAAAGUGACCAAGUUAUUGGCCUGAACAAAACGCCCCAGCUGAAAACACAAAAACGAAAAAAGCACAGGCCUAAAGUAGUCAAGGAAGGAAAACAGAACAGGACACCCAAGGCUGCAACCACAAAAAUAGCUGAUCCGAAGGUGAAAACAACUGAAAAGAGAAAGUAUGUGCGCAAGAAGGGCCAGCAAGAAUCACCAACUCAACGUCCAGAUUCUAUUGGAGAGAGUACUGAUUCAAAGGAGAAACUGAAGGAAAGGAAGAACAAUGUCCACAAAAGGGACCUGAGAGAUCCAGCAACUCAAAAUGUAGGUGAUAUUUGUGAGACUAUGUAUCCCUCUGCUGGAACAGCAGCACCAUCAUGUAGAAGAGCAUUGAACUUUUAUGACUUGGAAAACACCAGAGAUAAAGUGGGGAGCAAUUCAGUUGCUCAGCAGGAAAUACUGAAGAAAAUGGAGAGUUUCAAUUCAAAUACAGGUUUUCACGCUUCAGAAUCAGUCAAUAAAACCAACAUGAUGUACAGAACAAAAUCAGAUUUGCAGGUGAGACAACACAGUGAGCUACUGUUAGAAAACCAGGAAUCAGGAGCAAUAAGCAACCUCACCUCUUCCGCGAAUCAAUCACUGUUUAAUGACACCUCAAUUUCAAACAGAAUAGAAGCUGGAGCCAUUCCAAUUUCAGACAGAAGAGAAGCUGCAGUUCAACUAGCUUCAACAAAAGACGUGCAAAUGAAUAAUUUAAAUGCCAAUGCUAGAGAAGCCGAUAUAAGAAUGCAGCAACAUCUCUGUGCGGAAGGAAUUGACCAUACUGCCUUACCAGCAAAAAUUAAUUGCAAAGGCCUUGAGAGGACGGGACAAUUGAUGCCUCAGAAUACUCAAUCAGUUGGAGACAUUUCAGGUCAUUUGAUUCAAGGUAGGGGAUACAAGAGAGAAUAUGGUCAUGUUGAGCAGACAAGCCACUGUACUGCAAAUCCGCCAGACCACUGUACUGCAAAUCCAUCACACUAUCACUCAAAUAGCUGCAUGUUUAGUACAAAUUGUUCAGAUAGUCCUAAGAAAAGGAAGAUUGAAAAUGGAAUCCCAACAAAUACAAAUGGUAUGUUACGUUUUGUCGCGGCUGUUAACCAUUCAGUUGCAUCUGAAGCACAAAGGAAUAUGGAAAUAUUGAAGUCAUACUUGGACAGCAAUAAUAUCAAGAGGAAAGAAAAUAAUGGAUCCAUCAGAUUUCCUGUUGACUGUUACACACAUCAAGUGGCUUCUGGACAAGAUUUGUCGAAGCGACAUAAAUUAUCUGGACCCAAUUCAUGCAUGGAAAGGAUUGUAGAGGCCAACAGAUCCACCAAUGUCCAAACCCUUACCUCCCUAACCACAGUUGAGAAUUAUAACAUGCUCCCACCAACUUGUCCCAAAACAGGACGUCAACCUGAAGGCCAACUACAAGCCAAAACUUCGAACAUUGUUGCGUUGAUGAAGCAGGCUAUGGGACACACUCAAUCUAAAUCUAUUCCAUUCAGAGAUGGUAAAAUGCUACAAACUCAUGUGGACAUCUUGAAAGAUCAGCAACCGCCUGCAAAAAGAAAAGGGCGACCACCAAAGCAGAGAUUCUCCAAUACAAUUGAAGAAAUUAUACAUCGGAUGGGGUGUCUCAAUCUGAAAGAAAGGAGCAAUGAAAUGAAGGGCAAAGAGCAAAAUGCACUUGUGCUAUACAAAGGAGAUGGCACACUCAUUCCACAUGGAGGGUUUGACUUUAUCAAGAAGCGUAAGCCAAGGCCAAAAGUAGACCUUGACCCUGAGACAGAGAGAGUGUGGAAACUGUUAAUGUGGAAGGAAGGAAGUGAAGGUGUUGAAGGAACAGAUGAGGAGAAAAAGCUGUGGUGGGAGGAAGAGAGGAGAGUUUUUCGUGGACGAGCUGAUUCAUUCAUUGCAAGAAUGCAUCUUGUACAAGGAGAUAGACGUUUCUCAAAAUGGAAGGGAUCAGUUGUUGAUUCAGUGAUAGGAGUCUUCCUUACUCAAAAUGUUUCAGACCAUCUAUCAAGCUCUGCCUUCAUGUCUCUAGCUGCAAGAUUUCCUAUUAAGUCAGCAAGAAACAGAACCUGUGAGAGGGAUGGGACAAGAAUAUUGGUUGAAGAACCAGAUGCCUGCAUGCUAAACCCAAAUGACACAAUCAAAUGGAAUGAAAAAUUUUUACAUCAUCCUUUCUACAAUCAGAACUCUGUGGUAAGCUAUGAAUCAACAGAAUAUCGGAGAGACUGUGAGACCUCGUGGACUGACAGGACAAGCAUGGUAGAGGCUCACAGUCACAGCCCUCAAGAAGAAGUUUUGUCAUCACAAGAUUCUUUUGAUUCCUUAGUUAUCCAAAGCAAUGGAGUCAGAUCGUACUCAGGCUCCAACUCAGAAGCAGAAGAUCAUGCAAAUGGGUGCAAACACAGCAAGAAUCUCAAUACAUCUUCAACAAAUCUUCCACAUGUUGAAAGCACAACCUUGUUUGAAGAGUUCUACAGUCAAGUAAGUGGAAGAUCAUUGUUUCAUAUUCAAUCCAGGCAUGGACAAAAGCAACCACAAGACAUAGAAAACAGGCAGCAGCAAUGGCCCAGAUUGGAAAGAUUAGAUGCUAGCUUAAAAAGCCCUUUUACAUUUUGUCAGCAAAUCAAGUACAAUAAUCCACAGAUGCAAGUACCAGCUGUUCCUUCUAGUAACUAUCAGUUGUGCGCAACUGUACAAUCUGAGAUCCUUGAAGUAGAAAGUGUUGAAUUGAACAGAGAAGAAAGCAUAUCUUCUUGGCCUUCAGGUGCCUCCAGAUUCAAUAAUGAAAAAGAUGCAAGCUGCACGAGCAAAAGGGUUGUAGUGGGGGCUGAAAGUGUAGCUAUAUCAACUGCACAACAAUAUGGGUCAUCAAGCUAUCAAGAAACUCGAAUAGUGGACCCACAUGCUUUCCUAAGCAAGCAAAUGAUAAAUGAACAAAGCAAUACUGAACCUUACCAUGGCAGUCAACCACAUAAGAUAAAAACGACCAUCCAAUUGGAAAGAAAAUCAAUGGCCGAGACUGCAAAUCUGGCUGAUGCACAGGUUAAUGGGCAGAGUAGCUACGAGCAACACAUCUCAAACAUUCCCAAUCUCACAGGAAAAGUUUUUGACGUUGAAGAGAGAAUUGCUUUGGUGGAUAAGCAAACACGCUCAGAAAAUGAAAUUGUUGAAUCAAAUUUGAAGGAGCAAGUACAUGUUACUAAUAAAGAAAGCUUAAAAACAAAUUAUUUAAAAGCAGGAAAAGCAAAAGCUGGAGCCGAGAAUAAGGAUGCAAUUGACUGGGAUAGUUUAAGGAAGCAGGUGCAGGCAAAUGGUAGCAGAAAAGAAAGAAGCCAAGAUACAAUGGACUCCUUGGACUAUGAAGCAAUGAGAUGCGCUAGUGUCAAUGAGAUUUCUGGUGCUAUUAAAGAAAGAGGGAUGAACAACCUUCUAGCAGAACGAAUCAAGGAGUUUCUGGACCGAUUGGUCAGAGAACAUGGAAGCGUUGAUCUGGAAUGGUUAAGAGAUGUCCCCCCUGAUAAAGCAAAGGAUUAUCUGCUAAGUAUAAGGGGAUUGGGGUUGAAAAGUGUGGAGUGUGUGCGGCUCUUAACACUUCAUCAUCUUGCUUUCCCGGUUGACACGAAUGUUGGACGGAUAGCAGUUCGAUUGGGAUGGGUCCCUCUUCAACCGCUGCCAGAGUCACUUCAAUUGCACCUCCUAGAACUGUACCCAGUACUUGAGUCAAUUCAAAAAUACCUCUGGCCAAGACUCUGCAAACUUGAUCAACGAACACUGUAUGAAUUACAUUACCAGCUGAUUACAUUUGGAAAGGUUUUUUGCACAAAGAAUAAACCAAAUUGCAAUGCAUGUCCAAUGAGAGCAGAGUGCAGACAUUUUGCUAGCGCCUUUGCAAGUGCAAGGCUUGCACUACCUGGGCCAGAAGAGAAGAGUAUAGUGACUUCAACGGUUCCUUUAAGAACAGAAAGAAGCCCUGGCAUAGUUAUUGAUCCCAUGCCAUUACCUCCAAUUGAGGAGAACUCAAUUAAAAGAGGAGGAUCAGAUAUUAUUAGUUGUGUACCUAUCAUUGAAGAGCCAGCAACACCAAAACAAGAACACAAUGAAGUAACAGAAAGUGAUAUAGAGGAUAUAAAUGAUGAGGAUACUGAUGAAAUACCAACUAUAAAACUCAACAUGGAAGAGUUGACUGUGAAUCUACAGAAUUACAUGCAAGCAAACAUGGAACUUCAAGAAUGUGACAUGUCCAAGGCUUUAGUUGCUUUGAAUCCAGAAGCUGCCUCCAUCCCCACACCCAAACUAAAGAAUGUCAGUCGGCUACGCACGGAGCACCAAGUGUAUGAACUUCCAGAUUCACAUCCUCUCCUGAAAGGGAUGGAUAAAAGAGAACCUGAUGAUCCCAGUCCAUAUCUUCUUGCAAUAUGGAUACCAGGUGAAACUGCAAAUUCAAUUCAGCCACCAGAACAACAUUGUCAGUCCCAGGAACCAGACAAAUUAUGCAAUGAAAAGACAUGCUUUUCAUGCAAUAGUAUCAGAGAAGCUAAUUCGCAAACAGUCAGAGGAACACUUCUGAUACCUUGUAGAACGGCAAUGCGAGGAAGCUUUCCACUCAAUGGCACCUACUUUCAAGUGAAUGAGGUAUUUGCAGAUCAUGAAUCUAGCCUCAACCCAAUCGAUGUUCCAAGAGCAUGGAUAUGGAAUUUGCCAAGACGAAUAGUGUACUUUGGAACCUCUGUAUCAACAAUAUUUAAAGGACUUUCAACUGGAGGAAUUCAGUACUGCUUUUGGAAAGGAUUUGUUUGUGUGCGAGGGUUUGACCAAAGAACAAGAGCGCCCAAACCUCUUAUUGCCAGAUUGCACUUCCCAGCAAGUAAGCUAGCGAAGACAAAUAAUAGACAGCAAUGAUAAGCAGGCCAUGAUCAUCUCUGUUAUUGCCAGAUUGCACUUUCCAGCAAAAAGGCCGGUGAAGGCCAAGAAUGAAAAACAAUGACAAGCAGGCCAUGAUGCAGAGACGAUCAAUAGCAAAAGUUCUAACCGGCAAAGAUAGGUAAAUUAGUGAAGAAGAGAUAUCAUUGACUAACAUAUUGUUGUACAUUCAAUUAUUCUUUGUCUAACAAGAAAUGCACUUACCCAAUCAUAGCCCAGCAUAAAGAAAUUUUCAAUAAUGUGAGAUACCAUGGCAAGUGGGAUGUAGUUGAUAAAUGCAUUUAUAAUCAUUAUUUAAAUUCAUGCUCAAAGGAGCAAUUUUUCCUGAACCAA
Molecule: messenger RNA, 6476 nt
Organism: Hevea brasiliensis (rubber tree)
Lineage: Eukaryota; Viridiplantae; Streptophyta; Magnoliopsida; Malpighiales; Euphorbiaceae
Product: transcriptional activator DEMETER
Exons: 20
Coding region: 339-6122 (1927 amino acids)
Biological process (GO): base-excision repair
Molecular function (GO): DNA demethylase activity; DNA N-glycosylase activity; 4 iron, 4 sulfur cluster binding
Source: RefSeq, a predicted model, not a curated record